UUCAUCACAAAUCUUUAUUGACUGAUGUGUUUUGUGAAGUGAUUGCAUUUAUCUAGCAUAAUUGCAUUGUAAUAGAAGUAAUUCACAGUGCAGUUAAACGAUAAAGCAGAAUCAUGGCUAACGACGAAGCUAUUUUGAAACAAUACCUAUCCAAGUACCAGCAUCGCGAUUACACAGCUCGUGAGGUAAUUAAUUUGAUACAAGCACACAGAAGUCUCACUUAUCGUUUGGAGGCCUUUGUUUUCAACAAUGGAACGAGGAAAGAUCUGCUCAACUUAGAAGGGACUGUUCCAGUACACUACAAAGGUGCCUAUUACAACAUACCAGUAUGUAUUUGGCUAAUGGACACCCAUCCAACUAAUGUACCUCUGUGUUUCGUUAAACCGACGCCCGACAUGUCUAUUAAGGUCUCCAAAUACGUGGACAGCAACGGGAAGGUCUAUUUGCCAUUUUUACAUGAAUGGAACCCACAGAAAUCAACUUUAUUGAACCUAGUUCAAGCCAUGAUAGCUGCGUUUGGGGAGUUGCCUCCAGUGUACUCUAAACCGCGCAGUGAGGCAGCUAGGCCUCCAUAUCCGGUCAAUUCGUUCAUGCCUCAGCCCUAUCCAGGUGCUGGCUAUCCUCAAGUCACACCACAGACAGGCUAUCCACAGCCAACACCAUAUCCAACUACAUCCAAUGUGCCUUAUCCAGGAUAUGGUGCUCCAUACCCUGGUGCCGGCCCAGCUGCUACUAAUGGAGUGCCAUACCCUCCAAUGCCAGGGAGCACCCCCUACCCACCACAACAGGCUACUUAUCAGACUGGACCAGACACCAACAGUGGAACAAUAACAGAAGAACACAUAAAAGCAUCCUUAUUAUCUGCUGUUGAAGAUAAACUGAGGAGAAGACUCAAGGAGCAGUCCCAGCAGUCACAAGCAGAGCUGGAGACACUGAGGCGGACUCAACAGGAGCUUCAAGAAGGGAAAUCAAGGCUGGAGGAUAUUUUAAGUAGACUGCAGAGGGAACGCUCGGAACUGGACAAGAAUGUAGUUAUUUUACAAGAGAAAGAAAAAGAACUACAGGCAGCUGUUGAGAGAUUAGCAGAACAAGAAGGAAUAGAUGUGGAUGAGGCAGUGGUGACCACCGCUCCUUUAUAUAAUCAGCUAUUAAAUGCUUUUGCCGAGGAAGCUACAUUAGAAGAUGCUAUGUACUACAUGGGAGAAGCAUUACGUAAGGAGGUCAUUGACUUGGACACUUAUUUAAAGCAGGUGCGGGCUCUGGCAAGGCGUCAGUUCACUCUGAGAGCUCUAAUGCACAAGUGCAGACAAAAAGCCCAACUGGCUUGUUAAGAAAUUGGCUUGGAAAUGUUGUGAAUCCUUCAUAACGUUCAAUAUUCUGGUCAAAAUGCAAUAAUGCUCUAAAACUGAGGUCAAAAUUUAUAUGCAAUUUAUUUGAGAAAACUGUUAUUUUCUAUAAUAGUGCAUGGACUGUAUAAAAGUUUCUUAUGAUUGUUUAAAGAGACUGCUUUUUCUAUUAGCAAUCAUAGUUUCUAUAAUCAGUUUCACUGUCAUCUGUGAAAAACACACAAUGAUCUUAGUUUGUAAAUUUGAAUGAAAAGAAUAUGUAUCCAUUUAAUGUUUUGCUAUUACUAAGACCUUAUCUCAGUGGGAAUGAAAUCUAGACUGUGUGAGUAAAUGGCACAUUUAAAUAUGUGCCAUUAUCAACAAAAAGGGUACUUAUUGUCAGUUGUAAAUAAUGUGCUAUUUACAUUCGACAGUUUCAAUUCGAAAUCAACCUUAUCGACAACUGACAAUGUGGUACCUUUUGGUUGAAACUUCACAUAUGCUAUUAUAAGAAAAUAUCUUAUUCAACUGAUAUGGACUAUCAACGUUAAUUUACUGAGACUAAAAUGAUUUUUGAUUUUAUGUACCAUACACUUACACACACACUUACACAUAUACGUACACUUGGGAAUAGCAUAGGCACUGUUGUGUUAACAAAAAGUAUAACAAAUAACAUUUUAGCUUCAUUUAUUUUUGCCACUGAGAUAAGAGUGUUAUAUCUAGAUUAUUACCUAGCUUUUUUAUAUAGUAGUUAAAAUUAUAUAACCAAUAUGUUUUUAUUGUCUGUAGACUUUUGAACAAUACCUUAUUUGUAUGUAGUAUAAGGUUAUAGCAGACCAAGAUAUUUAAGCAGUGCAAGCAUGUAUCAUUUCCUCAAUAUACUCAGGACACUCUGGACUUAAAUUGAUGAGUCAAUAUUCUUACGAGGUGGCUCCCUCUAUAUGAUCUAUGAAGGAAACUUGAAACCAAGGAAUUUUCAACCAUAUAACAUUUAAAAUUCAUACUAUUUUCCUAUUUAUUUUUGAAAUAAAUGAGUCUGUACUGUACUGACAAUCUCUCUAUUAAAAUCUCUUAUGUAAUCAUAUUUAUUUGUAUUGUGAUAUGCUUUAGUCAAGUAGGAUUCUGACAAAUCCAACUGUUAUGGGCCUUCCCAUAUUUGUUACUAGCAGCACCAGUCUGUAUCUUUAGGUAUUUAAAAAAAAGAGUAAACAAAAUCUACCCUCAAAUGGCUUCUUAAAGUCAGGUCGUUCAGUGACAGAUCCAGGUAGUUUUGUUUUUGGUUGGUUAGUCAAUAAAUGUUAUAACUACCCGAAAAUGUACAAAUUAUUUGUUUACUUUUAUUUAAGUACCUAAAGAUACAGAGUAUAACUACAAUAAUUGUGUGGUCUUUCCUGAGUUAGCUAUUGUCUAGUAAUGAGGAAGGUAAUGUUAUAAGUUUCGCAAUAAAUGACUUGUAAUAUAAGUACAAUCUACUCGUGUGAAAAUCCUACAGUUCACAUGUCCACUUGAGCUGCCAUUUUUCUUCUGUGUUCAAUUCAAUCUAUCCUUCUAAGGCCCAAAGUCCUACCUAUAGUACUUAUUCUGUUCAAUUAAAUUUAAGUUACAUGCAAUUGGAACAAGCAAACAAAUGCUUUGUUUCGUUAAAAUUUCAAACAAUACAUAAAAUCAACUCUAUUCGCUGCGUUAUAGGUUCAAAUUUCAGUAGCAUAUUUUGGAAAUUUCAUUUGUAUGGCUGGGCCUUACAAGGCUAUGGGUCCCUUAUUUAAAUGGUAAGGUCAAUACGUAUUGACCUUUCCAUUUAAAAAAAAACUAUUAGGUUUAGCAUAAUGUAGAUAACAACUGUUAAUACCACAAAACGUUUUCUUGUACGGUCGAAAGUAUAUUUAUGACCCAUUUCGUACAGUCGCCAUCAGAUAUAUCCGAGCGGCCAAGGUGCUCACAAAUAUCUGAGCACGCCUCUAUUGUCCAGGCGUUAGAGUGCUUGUUCAGAUAUUGUGUACACCUUGGCCGCUCCGAUAUAUCUGAUGGCGACUGUACCUUGUCACAGUGACCAUCAAUAUGAAAGUCGCUAGUGACUGACAAGGUACAAAAUGGGUCAUAAAUUUAAAUCUUCGACUGUACUACCAUCUUCCAUUUACCAGUAAUCCUAGCACAGGAGAUAGACUAGCCGUCCCUCUCUAAUUAAUACAGUUAGAAAAUAUCGGGCGAGAUUCUGUCGCGUCGGUCCUGUGGUUAAGCCUACUGAGCGACUUCUACAUUUUAACGUAGAUUCUCUACUGGCACUUAAAAUUUUUAGGUGAUAAAAAUUUAGUUUAAUAUAUUGAGUGCCAUUUGAGAGUUAACCUAUCAUAAUAUGAUUACAAGGAGGAUUUUGUUAGGUAAACUAGUAGUGGAUUACGUUUUCCUUUGUUUUGUUUCCGAUCUGCCAGCAGACAAGAAAACAGUAUCACUUUGUUAGAUGCAAACACAUACACACACACACACACACACACACACAUGUACAUUACACUAAGUAAGCGAUGUACCAUCAACCAAGAAAGUGCAUGGCGAUACCAUCAACCGAGAAAGUGCAUGGCGACUUUAUCAAUGAAUGAAUGAAUUCGUUCAUAUUUUUUCCAUGCAAUUUCGAGGCUCACAUUACCACAAAAUUAGGUAAAUGUUCGGCAAAUAUAAAUGCUUCAAAACCACGAUUGUAAAAAGUUAAUUAAUAUCAUGCUUUUGUUGACGUAUCAUAAAAUUUAUACAUAAUCAUAUUUAUUGAGUAAUUUCCUUAAGUAGUAUAGUUGUUAUGCUAAUUUAAAUGAGCUAAGGUGUAUUCGGGUAAUUUUGAAAGUUGACUCUAAAAUAAUGGAACUAGGAGUGAAUUUCGUAAUUACCCAACGUUUUUUUACUUUUCGAAGAUACGCCUUGUGUAUGAAAUCAAUUAAAUUUGGACAUAAUCCAUUUGGCCAGAGCCUUUUCAUUAGACCAUAGUCUACUAACUUUGAAAGUUGGGUGGCUAAAUGUGCCCCAUGUUUGACUAUGCUAUCAAACACGGUGCAGAGUUAGUUUAGACUGUUAGGGGUAACACUUGAAUAUUUUCGUUGUAAAAAUGUAACAUUUUCACAAGAUUUUGUUUGAAUCAAUUGUUUAUCUCAUGCGAUUUUUACUUUGGGCCUGGACAAACAAAAACGAUCAUGUCCCUAGUCUGACAGCUGAAAUAAAUGGCGCUGUGCGCCAAAUUUUGUGGUCGUUAGUCAAACGGCAGCGUUCGACAACCAGUGUUACCGCAUAAUCUACAGAACCGUACAGCGCCAUCUACAUCAGCAUAAUUCGAAGCACGAAUUUGUCAAAGACUUGACUCGUCUCAUACAAUCGAGUGCGUAGACAAGAUGCCACGCUCCGUAGCGUAACGUAGUUAUCUCUCUCUGUCACUCUUCCAUAUACUAAUAUGGACACUACCACACUAUGGGCACUAGCCACAGAGACAGUUGCGUUUCGUUCGCUAACGAUUGGCAUCUUGUCUGUAGAGUACCUGUAAUAGUUAAUAUGUUACGCAACGAAGGCCGCAAAAAUAUCUGACACGAUCUUAUUUGUAGUCAUAAGAGCGUGUCACAUAUUUUUGCGGCCUUCGAAGUGUAACAUAUUAUUGCAGGUGACUGUACGCACGCAAGUGACUUGGGCCCAAAAAAAGUUAGUUCAAAGUGAGCUCUAAAUUUCCACACUGCAUGUUAUUCGUUGCUUCACUAAAGCAAACAUAUUUUUGAGUUAUUUUUUAGUUUAAUGAGGAUUUAAUUGUUCCUUUGUACAGUUAUACAUAUUAUAUUAUACAUAACUAGCCAUGGUAAGGUCUCAGAGGUUACUGUUAAUGAUUUUUGUAUGUCGAUUAAUGUAAGUUUUGCAUUGCCUAGGAUGUUUAGCCGAUGGGCUGUAUUGUCACAAUAAAUAUUGAAAUUAUAUUCAAA
This is a messenger RNA of Cydia fagiglandana, 5269 nucleotides long. RefSeq names its product tumor susceptibility gene 101 protein (gene TSG101). NCBI's taxonomy places the organism in Eukaryota, Metazoa, Arthropoda, Insecta, Lepidoptera, Tortricidae. The record is from RefSeq and is a predicted model, not a curated record. Gene Ontology annotation, biological process: endosome to lysosome transport; protein modification process; protein transport. Gene Ontology annotation, cellular component: ESCRT I complex. The transcript has a single exon. Gene Ontology annotation, molecular function: ubiquitin binding. The coding region runs from base 114 to 1331 and encodes 405 amino acids.